CCACUUGCAAACAAACUCACCACGGUCGUUAAUGAACGUAUUCGCGGGUUCCCAAAAUGACUGCGGACAUUUGGGACGUAAUUAUUGUUGGCGCUGGGAUUUCUGGGCUGAGCGCAGCUCAUUUGCUCAGGAAAAGGGAUGCCAAGCUGAGAAUACUGAUUCUGGAAGCAAAGGAUCGAGUGGGGGGUCGCACAGUGUCAGCUGAAAUCCCAGCAGCCAAUGGGGUUGAUCGCUGGGACUUUGGAGGACAGUGGGUCGGAAGCACCCAAACACAUGUUUUGGAGCUUAUCAAAGAGUUGGGCUUAGAGAUCUACCCGCAAUACAACACCGGGAAGAAGGUGCUGCAUUUGGGUGAGGCAACUUCCAAAGUUCGCGUCUACAGGAGCAGCAUCCCUGCUCUGUCCCCAAUCGUGCUCCUGGACUUCACCCAGCUCCUAUGGAAGUUUGAUAGACUUUGUGGAACAGUGUGCAUCGAGGAUCCUUCAAAGACCCCACGUGCCAAAGAAUUUGACAGUAUGACCUUGCACUCGUACUUAGAGCAACAUGCUUGCACUGCAGAAAUAAAAGAGCAAAUUGGAGUGUGCAGCAGAGCUGUCUUUGGCAUUGAGCCAUCCCAGAUGUCCUUCCUGUUCUUCCUCAUGUAUGCAGCAGCAGCUGGGGGGCUACUUGCACUUCUGGAGAGCACUCCAGGUGGAGCUCAGGAGUUCAAGAUAAAGGGAGGCACCCAACAGCUUUCAGAGUGCCUGGCAGAAGGUGUUGGGUGGAAGAAUGUCCGUCUUGGCUCAGCUGUGAUGGCCAUAUGGCAGGACUCCGAGUGGGCCAGGGUGACGACAAGCAGCGACACUUUCUUGUGCAGAGCCGUGAUCGUCACUUGUCCCCCUCAUUUAGCAGCAAAGAUCCACUACCAGCCAGCCCUGCCCAGCAUGAGGGAAUUCCUCACUCAGAACAUGCCAUCGGGACAUAUGAUAAAAUUCGUUAUUACCUACCACACGGAUUUUUGGAAGGAGCGUGGCUUUUCUGGGGAAAUAGUGGCAGGUCCCUCCACUGACUGUCCAUUCUGCGUUACCUUUGACGCCACCAGCCAUAAGGGCAAUGCCGCUCUUGUAGGCUUCAUUUCCGCCCAGCAGGCUUAUCACUGGAGUACCAAAGAGCCUGGAGAAAGAAGAGACGCCGUGGUUUCCAGUUUGGUCAGAUAUCUUGGUCCAGAGGCAGCAACUUUCAUCCAUUAUGAGGAGAAAGACUGGGGUAAGGAGGACUACAAUGGUGGCUGCCCCGUUAAUGUCAUGGCACCGGGCCUCUUAACAUAUUACCAUCCCAGCCUGAGAAAGCCCUGUGGCAGGAUCCACUGGGCAGGCACAGAGACAGCCACGCAGUGGUGUGGCUACAUAAGUGGUGCAAUACAAGCCGGUCAACGAGCAGCUUUGGAGGUUCUGGCUGAAGUCCACUACAAUGCUCUGACUGCAGAGGAACAGGAAGCGCUGAAGCACAGUGAAACUGUCGAGAAUCCUCCAAAGGACACCCCGUCGUUCAAGCCUCUUUUCCUGUUCACCAGAAAAUCUGUGGUUUUAACAGUGCUGACCGCAAGUGCUGUUGUUCUCCUGGUUAAGAAUCCAAGUACAAUGAGAGGAUUUAAAGAGCUCACUAAUUUCUGCAUGUUAUUCUGCACCUCCACUGUUGCCAUGGCUUGCUAA
Molecule: messenger RNA, 1691 nt
Organism: Menidia menidia (Atlantic silverside)
Lineage: Eukaryota; Metazoa; Chordata; Actinopteri; Atheriniformes; Atherinopsidae
Source: the annotation of a GenBank genome assembly